This is a messenger RNA of Ceraceosorus guamensis, 405 nucleotides long. Its product is annotated as transcription factor TAFII-31. Gene Ontology annotation, biological process: DNA-templated transcription initiation; RNA polymerase II preinitiation complex assembly. Lineage: Eukaryota; Fungi; Basidiomycota; Exobasidiomycetes; Ceraceosorales; Ceraceosoraceae. The transcript has 3 exons. The record is from RefSeq and is a predicted model, not a curated record. Gene Ontology annotation, molecular function: transcription coactivator activity; RNA polymerase II general transcription initiation factor activity; protein heterodimerization activity. Gene Ontology annotation, cellular component: SAGA complex; transcription factor TFIID complex. The annotation marks the transcript as partial.
CCCAGGGAUGCAAGGAUCAUGGCUUUAUUGCUGGCUUCCAUGGGCAUCGAAGAUGCCGAGCCUGCAGUGCUAAGCAUGCUGCUUGAAUUCUCGCAUCGUUACGCAGCGAACAUUUUGCGAGAUGCUCAAAUCUACUCUGAGCACGCUCACUUUUCGACUCGGUCAGGCGGUGUGAACGCUUCCGCUAGCAGCCCUGCAGUGGGUCUGGAGGACAUUAUGCUCGCCGUCUCUGCCAAAUUGGCCAAUUCGGGUCGAGGAAGGGGCGCAGCAACAGAGAAGGAGAUGCUCCUCUCUCUCGCAUCCAGCCUCAAUGCCACACCCUUGCCUCCGAUCUCAGACACCUAUGGAAUCCGUCUCCCGCCUCCUCAGCACACCUUGACGAAUAUAGACUUCUCCAUCAUCCCC